This is a messenger RNA of Jatropha curcas, 1043 nucleotides long. RefSeq names its product Rer1 family protein. The record is from RefSeq and is a predicted model, not a curated record. Lineage: Eukaryota; Viridiplantae; Streptophyta; Magnoliopsida; Malpighiales; Euphorbiaceae. Gene Ontology annotation, cellular component: Golgi membrane. Gene Ontology annotation, biological process: protein retention in ER lumen; retrograde vesicle-mediated transport, Golgi to endoplasmic reticulum.
UCUCUGAACGUCCUUGGACGUUUCCUUCUCUUUAAAAUUUCUCAAAUUGAUAAAUUCCAGUGCAAAAAACGGAGAAAAUAAAAACAACAAGAGUUAUCCCUCAACUACUCAUCGAUUCAAUUUCUUAGUCGUCUGACUUAUCGCAGAGCUAUCAUUUUCUGUGCAAGGACAAUCUUUAGUAUCAUGGAGGGAUUGGGAGAUGAAAGUGGAUCACCUGCUGCCAAAUGGAGAAGUGAUUUUUCAAGGGCAUUUCAGUAUUACUUGGAUAGGUCAACCCCUCAUACUUUGCGGAGGUGGCUGGGAACAUUGGCGUUGGCAAUGAUAUACGUUUUACGUGUUUACUAUAUUCGAGGGUUUUAUGUUGUUUCCUACGGUUUGGGGAUAUAUAUCUUGAAUCUCUUGAUUGGUUUUCUAUCGCCCAAAGAUGACCCUGAGCUUGAAGCUUUGGAUGGGGCUUCCUUGCCAACUAAAGGUUCUGAUGAAUUCAAGCCUUUCAUUCGCCGCCUUCCUGAGUUUAAGUUCUGGUAUGCAAUUACUAAGGCUUUUGUUGUGGCUUUUGUUUUGACCUUCUUCUCUGUAUUGGAUGUGCCUGUUUUUUGGCCAAUAUUGUUAUGUUACUGGAUUGUGCUAUUUGUUCUCACAAUGAAACGCCAAAUCAUACAUAUGAUAAAGUACAAAUACAUCCCAUUCGAUAUUGGAAAGCAGAGUUAUACCAGUAAGAAAUCAUCUGCAAGUAGCAGCAGAGCUAUGGACUAAAACCUGCAAAACCAGUAAAGAAGGCAGGAGUAGAACAGCAGCUUUUGGAAAUUGCAUAUUGGUAAAAACCUUGGUAGUAUUACUGAAACAACUGACUCACUUUUCUUAUGUAUAGCUAACAAAAUAUAAUCCAGGUAGAUUUCUGCAUACAUAUUGGAUGAAAAUUCUGUAUUUGAUGUGACAUUGAAACUAUAUGGCCAAUAUGGUGGCUGCUGUUGGUUAUGCAGAUCUUGCAUGGAAUGUUUAUCAUGUUUUGUUUUUUAUUUUAUUAUUUCUGGUUUGUCAAA